CUCCGCAGCUCCUUUUACCUCCAGAGUAGCUGUGGUAGUAGGGAAGACCCCCGUCCUUUUUGCGGGACAGUGGGUGACGCUGCGAGUGUCUGCGGUGCGCUUGUGAGCCCUCAGGGCUCUGUCGACUGGCGACUAGCUCUCAGAGCUUCCUCCGGGAAGGACAUCAAUGGAUAUUAUAAAGGGGAACUUAGAUGGAAUUUCAAGACCAGCCUCACAUUCAAGAACCCGUCCUGGGAGCAGAUGUUCGAGUGCUUCUUUGGAGGUGCUCUCACCAGAGCCUGUGUCCUUCAAGGUUGAUACUGCAAUCAAGUUGAACUCUGAUGAAGAGGGCCCCUCAUUAAGCAGUAAUCCAGAGGGAGGUAGAAGCUGUGAUGAUGAUAAAGGGGAAAACUACACCGAGAAAAUAAAACUGGCUGGAGAGGGGUCAGGUGAAGAUUUGAGCUGGGUUCAACAUCAAAUAGUCUCUAAAUGUUCAGAUGAACCCAAAUUAAAAGAAUUAGAUUCUCAACUUCAAGAUGCUAUUCAGAAGAUGAAGAAGCUUGAUAAAAUAUUGGUGAAGAAACAAUAUAGAGAAAAAGAAAUUAAGAAGCAAGGUCUAGAAAUGAGAAUAAAGCUAUGGGAAGACCUUAAGUCUGCAAAAAAUAGUGAAGCUUUGCCAAGUAAUGAGGAAAUGGAAAAUACAAAAAAGUUUCUAGCUUUGACUGCUGCAUCAGAAGAAACUGUUGAUCGUUCUCGCUAUGAACAUGAAGACACCUUUUUCUCAGUGUUUCACACUCAAGUCCCUCCAGAAGAAUAUGAAAACCAUAUACAGACUGUCAGUCAAGAUUUUACCUGUGAUGUGAAAAGAAAUGAGCCAUUGGUCCAAGCAGAAAAGGGACCUUUCUCAAAUACAGAAAAGAUUGAGCUCAGGGGUCAACACAACCGGGAUUUUAUUAAGCGAAAUAUUGAGUUGGCCAAGAAUUCAGGAAAACCAGUGGUUAUGAUUGAUAGAGAGAAGAAAAGGCUGGCUGAACUCUUGAAGGACUUAGAUGAUAGAGAUUCUGGGCUGUCCAGUUCUGAGGGUGAUCCGUCUGGCUGGCUGGUCCCAGGCGAAGGAUACACACUUGAAGCCACCCAGCACCAGCAGCUCGCUGAAAUCGAUGUAAAACUCCAAGAGCUCUCUGCAGCCUCCCUGACAAUGCCUGGCUUUUCUCCAAGACUUGAAAAUCAGAAUGAUCAGGAACCUGACCUUAAUGAUGAUGAUAGAAAUAUGGAAAUAACUCCAGGGGAUGAGGCACUUCGGAACACCAAAGAGCAACGGGAUCAGGAAAAUCGGUUGAAAGAGAUAGAUGCAAAGCUGAGAAAGAUGAAGGAAAAUGUGUUAGAUUCAACAUCACUUCUCUCUGAGGAACAGUUAAGGCAUCUUCUGGAUGAAUGCACAUUCAAACAAAAAUCCACAGUUGGACUUUCUUUGGAAAGAGAACAGAAAGAUAUUGAGAAUGUAACGCUUGAGUCUCCCCAGCUUUCCAGACCUAUCCCUUCUGAGGCACUGACUGAGUCAGAAACGGAAGCCGAAAGCACUGAGACUGGAGAUGCACAGGCGCCCGAGACUGCAGACUGCGGAGCCUCUCCAGGCUACUAUCUCAGCAAAGCCUUGUCUGGGCAGUAUGUGUCACAAGCUCUUGUCAUUGAAGCUGAGAAUGUGAAAGGCCUCCAGUUUUCCAAUGACAGGGUUAUUAGUGACACGAAGGACUAUUUUAUGUCAAAGACUCUUGGCAUUGGAGGACUGAAAAGGCCUUCUUUUUUGGACGAUCCACUGUAUGGCAUGGAUGUGAGCCUUUUAUCUGAAGACCAACACCUGGCUCUCAGCCCUUCAGAGAAACCAGAACCAGGUGCGGACGAGCAGGAGACUGGAGCUGUGAGAGAAGAACGUGAAGAACCUUAGGCAAAGCCUGGCUGAUGUGCGCUGGCAGAAAGUUGGUGAAUUAAGUUAAAUUAUACUUUUUCUGACUCUUUGAAUCCCUUGAAUGGAUUGUCAAGACCAUUUCUCAAAUAAUGACUUUAAUGUUCGGAUUCUCUCUUUCUGGAUUCCAGUUCCUUGAUAUUUGUGAGACUUUGGUAUUAUUGUUCAAUGGUUUUUCCUGGAAAAAAAUUUUUUUAUUGCUAAUCUUGCAACAUCAGGGAUAUAUAAUAGGAACCAACAUUUUCUGUAUAUGCGCUGUUUUAAAACUAGCUGACAUGCUGAUCGUUUGUACUUGAUUUUAUAUGUUACAACCUUAUUGUGAUUCAGAUUUAAUCACUGAAUUUUUGUUUGGCCCUGACUUUCCUUUUUCCUCCUCAAUUAAAUGCCUGUUAAGUACAAUUUGCCAUAGAAACACAUAAAUUUUCUCAACAAAGCAAUGUUAAAGCAGGUUUUACUAUCUUAUUAGCAAUGAUACUUUACUUACACAGAAGUUUGAAUUAUUUGAUAUAUUACUUUAAGUUUGUUAUCUUUUAGAGUUUGCCUUUUAGAAUGCAGCAAAUAAAGAUCAACUACUUAAAAAAA
This is a messenger RNA of Phyllostomus hastatus (greater spear-nosed bat), 2524 nucleotides long. RefSeq names its product fibrous sheath interacting protein 1 (gene FSIP1). The transcript has 12 exons. Lineage: Eukaryota; Metazoa; Chordata; Mammalia; Chiroptera; Phyllostomidae. The record is from RefSeq and is a predicted model, not a curated record. The coding region runs from base 167 to 1924 and encodes 585 amino acids.